CAAGAAAACAUCAAGUUCAAAGUCAAAUAUUGGUCAAAAGCAAAAGUCAAAUGGAUAAAUGUACAAGGACAACAAAUGCAAUAAAAAUACGUUAUUCUAUAGCCUUUAAACUCUAAAGGGAGUUACAAAAUAAUUUACUUUUCGCGUUUUUUACUGAUAUCAUUACUGACCACGAAAAAAUGAAGUUAAUAGACAAAGGAUCUGCCCUUUGGUAUCUCCAAUAUUUCGGGAUUCCCUUAUCCUUGGGAAUAGUUUUGUAUAAGUUAUUUAACAAUUUAUCUUUACGGAAACGUAGAGCCACCUUGCAAGGAAAGGUUGUUGUGAUAACUGGUGCAAGCUCUGGCAUUGGAGAGGCACUUUGCCAUGUAUUUUUUGAACAAGGAUGUAAAGUUGUAAUGGCAUCAAGAAGGAAAUCAGAACUGGAAAGAGUAAAGCAAGAUCUUAUGUCAAAAAAAAUUGGAUUCUGUAUUGAGCCUAUAGUUAUUGAAUUAGACCUAGGAGACCUAGACCAACUGGAUGCUUUUGUAGAUAAAGUUCACAGUGUUUGUGGACAUAUUGAUAUAUUAGUUAACAAUGGCGGCAUCUCCCAUCGUGGCUCUAUACUGCAUACCAAACUUGAUGUGUACAAGAAAAUUAUGAAUGUAAACUAUCUAGGGUCUGUUGGAUUAACAUCAGCUGCUUUACCUAAAAUGGUUGAAAGAAAAAGUGGCCAUAUAAUUUUCAUAAGUUCUGUGCAAGGAUUAAUUGGGUUACCAGAACGUUCAGCAUAUGCAGGCUCAAAGCAUGCGAUGCAAGCAUAUGCAGAUUCAUUACGGGCGGAAAUGAAGCAACAUAACAUCAAUGUGUGUGUAGUAAGUCCAGGUUAUGUAAAAACUGCUGUUUCAAUUAAUGCUCUUACUGGAUCUGGGCAACCACAUGGAGUUAUGGAUUCAAGUACAGCUGCUGGUUUUUCUGCAGACUAUGUUGCUGAGAGGAUUGUGGAUACUAUAGUUAAUAAGGAUAAUGAAUUAAUCAUAUCUCAGUUUAUGGGACAUUUCGCUAUACUUGUACGUCGUACUAUACCUUCUUUAUACUUCUACCUUGUUGCACGUAGGGCAGCAAAAACGUAACUCCUGUUCAGUGUUUGACAAAAAUGGCAAAUCCAUGCAUUUAAUUCUUUAUUAUGUGAUGGUUAAAAUAAUGUACUUUGCGUUGAAAAGGUACUUUAUUUAUAAAUGGGUUAAU
Messenger RNA from Papilio polytes (common Mormon), 1224 nucleotides. Its product is annotated as dehydrogenase/reductase SDR family protein 7-like. The transcript has 5 exons. Gene Ontology annotation, cellular component: membrane. The record is from RefSeq and is a predicted model, not a curated record. Bases 180 to 1109 code for a protein of 309 amino acids. Gene Ontology annotation, molecular function: oxidoreductase activity. Lineage: Eukaryota; Metazoa; Arthropoda; Insecta; Lepidoptera; Papilionidae.